CAAAAAUGUACCAGAAAAGAACUUUAAAUGGGAUUCCUUGUAAGAUGAAUAGGGUGAAUCAUCAAUUUGAGAACAUUGCAAUGAGUGUCUUCACUGGGUCAAAUAAAAACCUAGCCUUGAAGGAACGAGAGAAGGAGAAGCAGGCGGUCGGAUAUGGGCUUAUUCAACCUAAUUUGGCUUUUUAGGGCAUUAGAAGCUAAAAGUACUUAUAUUCCAGUGGAUGAUGUGCAUUAUAAUAGAAGAGCUAUUGAAGGAGUUGCUGAAGCUGAAAUUAAAAGACUUAUCCACAGUGAUUUAAACAAUGGUGGCUUAGAAGUAUUCGAAGAUGAAAAAUUAAUAUAAAGCAAGCUAGUACACCUGUAGUCAGGCAAAAUAGCCUCAAAAGGAUCAAUUUCCACAACCUUGGAAUCCCUAAAUUAAAUCUUGGAUCCCGUAGACCUUCCCAAUCAAGCUACACAACCUUGAAGAUCAAUAUGGAGAAAUAGGAAGAACAAGAAGGCUGAGAAAGUUGAGAAGGAAGUUAAAUAAAAUCGUUGAUAAAUAAAACAACUGAUCUUCUUAACAAAUCCUCUAAGAAGAAGUUUACUAAACGUUUAGAGAAUCCAAAUUCAUCAAGAUUGGGUAAGCCCAAUAGUAGCCUGGCUUUAGAAAUAUCAAAUUUUAAGAAUAAGAGCAUGAUUGAAGAGGAAAUUAGGAAAGCUCUUCUUGAACUUGAGGAACCUGAGGAGGUAACACCUAAGACAACCCACAAUAAGCAUUCAAACUGCACCUGCUGAAACAACGUGGAGCUUCAGAUGCUGAAAAGAAGGACAAAAAUGAAAUAGGUUCAACCGCAUGCGUAUCAAACCUAAAGGAGAGCUUUCUGCGAGGCAAUAUGCGCUUAACGAGCUUUUUCAUAAAAUUAUGACUAUGAAAUCCAUCCAGACAAUCAGGAACAAAGAUAUGAUCAAUGACACAGUCAAGAAGUUAGCAGGAGAGAUCCAGUAUGAAAAUACCACAGAUUUCGCUAGUAUUCUCAGGAUGGAAGAACAAGAAAUGCUCGAGAACAAAACAAGGGCUAGAUCUGUUAACAUCUCUGAUGUUCUAUACAAAUUCCAGCAGCCUGAGAAGCUCUUUCGCAGAAGACUAGCCCUCAGUAUUGACCCUAAAGACACUAAGGAUGAAUACCUCAAAGAUGAGGAUAAGUCUUACCUAUCUGUUAAGUAUACCAAGAAAAAUCAGUAUAUUAAGAACACACGUGAGGAGAUGUCCUGUUCUAGCUUUAAGGACCAAGAACUGCCAAAAAUCCUGAAAGUUCCCAAAUCUUCUGAAAAUGUGAAGAACUUGGGCAAACUAAAUUCCAUUAUAAAAUAAGUGUUCAAGCUUGUUAAAGAAGAAAGCGAAAUUAAAGCUGAGGAACAUGGUAGACCAAGCUGAAAAUUAUGCUCGUACCCAAGAAUAUGAGUUACAUAAAAGGAUCCGUACUGUCAGAGCAGUGAAUAAAGAACUUGAUCACUUGCAACCACUGGCUCCAAAGGAGCAUAGCAGUUCAAAGUAGAUCUGGAAAUAGCUGAUUACAUUUUCUAUUAGAAAUAAAA
Moneuplotes crassus is the source of this 1577-nucleotide messenger RNA. The record is from the annotation of a GenBank genome assembly. NCBI's taxonomy places the organism in Eukaryota, Ciliophora, Spirotrichea, Euplotida, Euplotidae.